Molecule: messenger RNA, 574 nt
Organism: Helianthus annuus (common sunflower)
Lineage: Eukaryota; Viridiplantae; Streptophyta; Magnoliopsida; Asterales; Asteraceae
Product: basic blue protein
Exons: 2
Coding region: 57-434 (125 amino acids)
Cellular component (GO): plasma membrane
Molecular function (GO): electron transfer activity
Source: RefSeq, a predicted model, not a curated record
CAACAAUAAUAAUCUUCAAAUUAGAAAUCACCCAUCUCUUCAUGUCUGACUAAACCAUGGCUGAGGGAAGAGGCGGUGCAGUGGUGGCAAUGGCAGUGAUAUGUCUACUAGUGGUGGCGCUUCAAUGCGAGGCAGCUAGUUUUGUGGUUGGUGACAAAGCUGGUUGGACGAUGAAUAUUGCUGGCUGGGAAAAGGGCAAGACAUUCAAGGCCGGCGACACCCUUGUGUUUAACUACCAAAAAGGUCAACAUAAUGUUGUGGUAAAGAAAGACCCGGACGAUAUUAGCAUGUGCUCCCUUCACCCAGACGACAAGGAGUACAAAAGUGGAAAAGACACAGUUACCCUUAAUAAGGGUCCUAACUACAUCAUCUGUAGUUUCCGUCAUCAUUGUCCUCAGAUGAAGCUUUACAUAAAUGCAUCAUGGCCAAUAUAAUAUAUAUUAGUAACAAUAAAGAAACGAUCAAAUCUAUGCAUUAAUUAUGUGUGUAGUAAGAGUUUCUUAUGCUUUAGUUAUAGUUAUUUGGAUUAUGGAAUAACAAGUUUCACUCGUAAUAAUAUUUGGCUUUAAAUUAU